UUGUUGUUCUGACUCGUUCAUACAUUUUACAAAUCGGAAACUCGUUUUUCCGACACCACAUAAUGCACCAUAUGUACAUACAUAGCCUAUCCAUUAACAAUAUACCAUUAGGUGCUGACUGUCGCUCCUCCACCCGUGUGCACAUGGCUUCAAUUAAAGACAGAGCCGCUGCUUUGAACCUUACAUCCAAAAUGUUUGGGCGUCCUCAAGCACAUGGAGACAGCAGGAAACCGGUUUGCAACAUUUGGAGAGGCCUGAUCUCCCACCUCAGGUCCUCGGUUACAGUGAAACGUCAACGAGUCCACUUCAAGUCUCACAGUGACUGUUUUCUGGGUUCAGAGGCUGCCGAUGCGGUGGAAGAACAUAUCCACAAUGUCAAAGGAUUUCAGGGUGCCUGUGUUUCUCGGGACAAAGUGGUGAGUGUUUGCCAGGCUCUCUUAGACCAUAAUGUGUUUGAGACAGUGGGUAAUAAAGUGUUUGGCAAAGACAAACGGACAACUUUAUUUCAGGACAGCAAGAGUGCCUUUUACAGGUUUGCAGCUGUGUGUACUCAAUCAAUUGAUGAUUUGGAAAGAGGUUGGCCUCUAGAUGAGAUCCAAAAGCUCUUCUGCAUUACUUUUUCAGAAAGGCAGGAGGACCAGGCAUGCCCCCCAGGGACACAUGUUCAGGUGACCACCAAGACAUUCACUAAAGCCAACCAACUGGACACUGCUGGCCUGUCAGUGGAGCCUCUGCUGGACACUACUGGUCUGAGUUCUGGCAAAGUGCGAACAGACAGUUUACCACAAUCCCUGUUAGAUGACAUAUGGAAAGAGCAGACCAUCCAAAAGCUGCUGAACCUGGUUGAGCUCCCACUGCUGGAAGGUGUUCUUCAAUGCAUCCAGGACCCAUCCUCGACCCCAUCAAACCUUUUGAUUCACAAAAACACAGACCUGAUAAACAGCAGCAACCACCUGGACAGACAGAUCCUCAAGGCCUUCAGAGACUCUCAGGACGAUGAGUGGCUCUGUGCAGCUCUGGACUGUCUGGUCUUUCUCCCUGAUCAGCCAGUAGUAAAGCUGAGCAGAGAUCUACCUCACUGCUUUCCACUGGACUGCUGUGACCAACUGCCAGCUCCUAACAGUUUGCAAGAUAAAGUCCACAACACAGAUGAACAGCCCCGUCUUUCUCCCAGUUGUUUGGACCAGUGUAAACUGCUGUUAUAUUGGACACUGGUGACCCACUACAGCCACAGGCCUCCACUACUACCAGAGCACAUGACUGACAUCUACAUGGCAAUCAUUGACUUGCUGGUGAACUCUAAGAUAGCUGUAGCUCUUGAAGCUCUGCAGCUUUGUCUGAAGCUGUUGCCUCUCACCUGCAGGGAGGAACUGCACAAACUGCUUACAUUCGCUGCUCUUGCAGCAGACCCUCAGGGGAUAAAACUGGACAAAAAGAUGGACAAUAGACUGGCAGUGAUGAAAUCUUUUUCUGGAGCAGUUCUCCGCUGCAAGGCUCUGUCAAAGGAGACAGAUGACCUGAUGGUGGUCUUCAUGCUCAGCAACGUUAAGGACAUAUUUAAAAUACCUGGGGCUCUGCACAGAGGAGUGAGUGACCAGCUGUCCUUCCUUGUAGAGGGGAAGAAGCCUAAUCGAAAUGGUUCUUCAUUCUGUCAACAGGUCUCCAGAAAGACUUAUAAUGAUGAAAAAACAAAGAACACCAACCAGGAACUGUGGGCUCUGAUAAAAAGCAUCCACCUGGACAACACCAUUUCAACUAAGAAGAGAAAGCAUCUACUUGGACAGUUUUCCCAAGCCCACCCACAGAUAUUUCACCAGUAUUUUUGUGAAUCUGCUGUCGAUUUGCCUUAAAUGUGUGAACACAGUGAAGUAGACCAGUUUCACUACAUGUUGUUCCAUAGUAAUCAAGCUUAAUUAUUUUAAUCUUAGUUUUGUUUUUCAAGGUAGGCUACAUAUAGGAAAGAUUUGUGUUUGUAUUUGCUUUAUAUGUGAAAAAAACAAAUAAAGAAAUGAUUUAUUAUUGGA
Molecule: messenger RNA, 2024 nt
Organism: Labrus bergylta (ballan wrasse)
Lineage: Eukaryota; Metazoa; Chordata; Actinopteri; Labriformes; Labridae
Product: DEP domain-containing protein 7
Biological process (GO): intracellular signal transduction
Source: RefSeq, a predicted model, not a curated record